Molecule: messenger RNA, 1193 nt
Organism: Moneuplotes crassus
Lineage: Eukaryota; Ciliophora; Spirotrichea; Euplotida; Euplotidae
Source: the annotation of a GenBank genome assembly
CAAAAUUGAAAUAUUUCUUUAUUAUCAUUUAUAAUGGGAGCUUGCCUUGACAAGAGUGAUACUACCAGUUUAUCGGUAAGCAGGAAAAAGAAAGAGAGAGUCAGCUCAGACAUCAGCAUUGAUAAUCCUCGCAUAUCUCUUCGGGACUUUAUCAAAAAGGGUAAAAUAGGCACUGGAACAACCUCUACUGUCUUCCUUGUCGAGAAAGAAGACACCGGUAAGAACUACGCAAUGAAGGUUAUGAAGAGAUCAAUCAAGUACAAAUAAGGACACUCUUGAUAUCAAGAGUGAAAGGCUUAUUCUUGAGAAAGUCAGGUACCCCUUCGUGGUAGGUCUACAUUAUGCCUUCCAACAGGAUUAUACCUUAUAUUUGAUCCUUGAACUCGCAAACGGAGGUGACCUUUUUAAUCAUAUUCAGAAGACAAAAGGACUCUCAGAGGAUCACUGCCGCUUCUAUGCAGCAGAGAUCCUCUGAGGUCUUGAGUUCUUACACCAAAAUGGGAUUGUUUACAGAAAUCUCAAGCCUGAAGACGUCCUCUUGGAUAAAGAUGGACAUAUCAAAUUAUCCGAUUUCGGCCUUGCUCGUUCCAUGGAAGAAAUUACUACAACUUUUUGAGGAGAUCCGUAUUAUAUGGCUCCAGAAAUUAUAACAGGAGACAAACAAACAUAUGCAAUUGACUUGUGGAGCUAUGGAAUUCUUAUCUACGAGAUCAUAGCGGGAGAAGCUCCUUUCAAAGGGGACUCUCCCAAAGGUAUUCUCAAAUCAGUUCUUAAUAAUACAAUCUCAAUGCCUGAUAAAUUCAGUGAGGAUGCUAGGGACCUUAUCUGAAGAUUGCUUUCUCCAAACCCAAAGGAUCGAAUCGGGAGUAAAGGAUCUAGCGAGAUUAAAAAUCAUAGCUUUUUCAAAUCAAUUGAUUGGGGCCGGAUUGAAGCAAGGGAAUAUCCUGCUCCAUAUAUUCCACAACUUAUCUCAGACUCAGAUGUUCUAAACUUACCUGCUGAAGACCUUGAUAACCCGGUUGAUAAGACUUACAACCAGUCUAAACAGAGCUUAAUUGAUGGAAAUCUAAGUAAUUUCUAUUUCAAUGCUAAUGAUUGCUCUGGGGCUCAAAACAUUACCAAAGGAGAUAAUUACCAAAAUUGACCCUAAUAUAUCAAAAUCUGUGCAAAGUAACUAAUUGUUAUAACUUUCA